AUGACGAAGAGCGCCGUCCGGCUGCUUUGCAGUGAGCUUGCCCACUUGCUGGAGCCGCCGACUGCGGGGGGCUUGAGCGUUGAGGACCAAGUCCUCUGUACCCUCAGGUUCUUUGCAACUGGCAGCUUCCAGUCGUCAGUCGGCAGUGAGGCGGCCAUCGACAUGUCCCAGCCGUCUGUAAGCCGCUGCAUUGCAAAAGUCGCGCGGGCCAUUGUUCAGGUUGGGAAGGAGCGAGGAUGGGUGGCCUUCCCACGCACCGCCAGCGAGCGAGCUGCAAUUAAGCAAGGGUUCUUGCAGCGCGGCAGGCUCGGCGGCGUGAUUGGGUGCGUGGAUGGCACGUUCAUCGCCAUCGUCGCCGCGAACCUGCCUCCUGCGCAGAAGGCAACGUAUUGGUACCGGAAAGGCUACUACGCCCUCAAUGCAGUGGUGGUGUGUGACUCGGACUUGAGGGUCCUUCACGUUGACCCGCGAUUCGCUGGGUCGUGCCACGACGCGCACGUGUGGCGGUACGCGUCGCUUCGCGGGCGCAUUGCCAGCGGCCGCAUUGCCGUCCAAGACGGCGACAGUGCGUACCCCCUAGAGCCGUGGCUCCUGACACCUGCGCCCGGCCACCCUGCCCCGCACACGCCGGAAGGGCGCUACAACGCCGCGCACACUUCCGCAAGGCACCUGUCGCCGCCCCCUACUGCCCGAGCAGUGUGCGUCGCUUUGUGCCAGACGCUCUGA
Dermacentor andersoni is the source of this 726-nucleotide messenger RNA. NCBI's taxonomy places the organism in Eukaryota, Metazoa, Arthropoda, Arachnida, Ixodida, Ixodidae. The record is from RefSeq and is a predicted model, not a curated record.